AUGAUGAUUAAACACCCUUCAUCGAUCUGUAGCCGUUGUCUAGCCUACAGAAGAUUAUUCUCGACAAGUGUCCGAAGAUCAGACCAGCUUCACAAUGCACCUCUUCCACCAGAUGUCGGCUACACCCGGCUCACAAACCGAGGACUCAUCUCCAUCACCGGACUCGACAGCACAACCUACCUCCAAGGACUGAUCACCCAGAACAUGCUGAUCGCCAAUGAUCCAAAGAAGAGAGUCCGUAAUACUGGCACAUACGCUGCAUUUCUGAAUUCGCAAGGCCGCAUAUUGAACGAUGUCUUUAUCUACCCGCUCCCGAACUCGAACGGAGAUCAGACUGAACGCGAAUGGCUAGUCGAAGUGGACCGAAACGAGCUGCCCACCUUGCUGAAGCAUUUGAAAAAGCACAAGCUUCGAGCUAAACUCAAGUUGCGCGCGCUUGAAAUCGACGAGCGAACUGUGUGGUCCUCAUGGAGGAAUCACUCCGAACCACGCUGGGCGGCUUACAAUCUUGAAGCGGACACUGCCUCCCCGUUCUCAUCAUCGCCAGAUGUGGUCGGGUGCAUCGACUCACGAGCUCCCGGAUUCGGCUCUCGUCUCGUAACCCCUGGCUCCGACGAUCUGCGCAGUCACUUGCCCGACGAAUCACAACUUGCCGGAUCUGAGGUACAGUUGGAUUCAUACACAGUACGGCGAAUGCUCCAUGGAAUAGCAGAAGGGCAGAGCGAGAUAAUUCGUGAAACAGCCCUGCCGUUAGAGUCUAACAUGGAUCUGGGCCGUGCAAUUGACUUUCGGAAGGGCUGCUACGUUGGCCAGGAAUUGACCAUUCGCACGCAUCACACGGGUGUGGUGCGGAAGCGUAUCCUUCCAGUCCAACUCUACACCGGAGAGGCCCCCUCGGCGACAAGUCCGAUAUAUGACCCGUCGGCACAGAUUCCUGUGCCAGCGCAGGGCUCGAAUAUCAAUAAGGCGGAUGGUCGUCGAGGCCGCAGCGCUGGCAAAUUCUUGAACGGCGUCGGCAACAUCGGCCUUGCGCUCUGCCGCUUGGAAAUGAUGACGGAUAUCGCGCUUACUAGCGAAGGGUCACAGUAUUCUCCCGACAAAGAGUUCAAAGUCUCAUGGACAAGCGAGUCAGAACAGCCCUCCGAAGUCAAAUUGCAGGCCUUUGUGCCAUCAUGGAUCCGAGAGUUCAUUCUGGCCGGCGGCGCCAAGAAGACGUCCGCGCGUUCAGGCGAAGUUGAGGGCGAACGAGCUCGAACUCUUGUCGAGCAGCUGGGAGAGGAAGAAGAAGCACAGCGGCGAGAGUGA
Penicillium diatomitis is the source of this 1305-nucleotide messenger RNA. Its product is annotated as YgfZ/GcvT domain-containing protein. Gene Ontology annotation, cellular component: mitochondrial matrix. The record is from RefSeq and is a predicted model, not a curated record. Gene Ontology annotation, molecular function: protein binding. The coding region runs from base 1 to 1305 and encodes 434 amino acids. NCBI's taxonomy places the organism in Eukaryota, Fungi, Ascomycota, Eurotiomycetes, Eurotiales, Aspergillaceae. The transcript has a single exon.